Messenger RNA from Mesorhabditis belari, 1413 nucleotides. NCBI's taxonomy places the organism in Eukaryota, Metazoa, Nematoda, Chromadorea, Rhabditida, Rhabditidae. The record is from the annotation of a GenBank genome assembly.
AUGCCAUCAAAGGAAGAGUUGGAGAAACGACUUGACUCACAAAAAGAUCUCCUUCGUUUCUGGGAUGAGUUGAGUGAAAAAGAAAGGGAAACGCUCAGUGCACAAGUAGAAGAGAUUGAUGUCCAGAAAUGCAAAGAAGCUUUCCUCGAAUCUGAGCACAUCCACGUGCCUGAUUUGGAGAAGGUUCGACCAGUGCCCGAUGAUCGAUACAUUGUCUCGUCAAAGUUGCCGAAAGAGGAAUUGCAUCGCUAUUUUCGCUUGGGUCUUGAGGCAAUUUCCCGCAAUGAGCUGUGUGUAUUGGUCCUAUCUGGAGGCCAAGCCUCUCGUCUCGGUUCACUUAUUCCAAAGGGUACACUGCCAUUGGGUUUACCCAGUGAAGACGGGCGUCCUGUUGUAAAUGGUGAUAGUCUAUUGGCUAUACAAGCCUCAAAGAUUCACCGCUUGCAAGAGCUUUCGCGUAAAGCUUUCCCGGGAACUUCAGGGAAAAUCCAGUGGGGUGUAAUGACAUCAUCGGGCACUCACAAAGACACGAUCGAACACUUGGAGAAAAUCGUACCGCUGAAUGGAUUAUCAAUGGAUGAUGUGACAAUCUUCUCGCAAGCGAACAUCCCAGCUUUUGAUUUUCAAGGAAAUUUGCUAUUGUCGAAGAAAGGUGAAAUUUGCACAGCGCCGAAUGGAAACGGGGGAAUCUACUCGGAGCUCGCUCAUCAUUUGCCGAAACUCCGCGCACGCGGUGUCAAAUAUGUUCAGACGUAUUGCGUUGACAACAUUUUGUGCCGAGUCGGUGAUCCAGCUAUGUUAGGAAUGGUUAUUGAAAAGAAAGCCGAUUGUGCGGCGAAAACGCUUGAGAAGAUACUUGGGGAAUUGAUGGGAUCGAUCACGGUCGAGGAUGGCAAAGCUCGAGUGACUGAGUAUUCCGAGUUGGGCAAUCUCGAGUCGAGAGUCGGCCCUGAUGGGAAACUUUUGUACAGAGCGGGCAGCAUUGCCAUCCAUUUCUUCACUAUGAAUUUCUUGGAAAGCUUCUGCACUCCCGAUUUCCAUUUGCCGUAUCAUCGCGCGUUGAAGAAAAUCGCAUAUGUUGACGAACAUGGCGAACUCCAGAAACCCAGCGAACCAAAUGGGAUCAAAUUAGAGCAGUUCAUCUUUGACGUUUUCCCAAUGAGCCACAACUUCUACGCCUGGGAAGCGGUUCGAAAUGACGAGUUUUCACCGUUGAAAAACGCGGAAAGUGUUGGAUCGAAUUGUCUCUCGACGUGCAUUCGAGAUUUGGCUGCACAAUCGAGGAGUUGGCUCGAGAAAGCCGGAGCGAAAUGUGUCGACGGGAAACAGGUGUUCAUCUCUCCAUCACGGAGCUAUUGUGGUGAGGGUUUAGAGGAAUUCGCCGGAAAAGAGAUCACUCAAACUAUUAUCCAC